UUGUCAUUGAACUGUAGACGAAUCUAGUACAUAGUCAACACGAAGCGUUAAGAUGUUAUGAUACGUUGGUCUACAGUAUAAAUUUCACCAUGUAUGUUGAAAAGGAUACUAAACAAAAGAGAUCUCUUGUUAAACGGCCAGUUGGAAUUUUGAAGAAACAGCUUGGAUACACCAGAGAGUUUCCACACCCAAACCUCGUUAGAAUUAUCAUACCGACAUUGCCAUAUGAGGCUCUCGAUUGUUCAGGAGAAAAGAUCCUUCCAUGGUCGUUGAUGAAACUGUUCGACUCGUGUGAACCCAGCGAUUUUUGGCCCAAUCAAGACGAGCCCAAAGGCCCGGUUCAUGACAAGGUCCUGUAUAUGUUGAAUUAUGAAUUAGAGAUCGAUGAAGCACUUUAUACAUCUGAUUCUCCAAAAUUUCCGUUAAUCAUUGAUAACACUGUCAAGUACGUUAAAAGGGCCUCACGGUUUACUGAAACUAUUUUACGACAUCCGGAAGUGGAAAGACCGUACGUUAGAUGUUCUGGAGUAGAUGUUAAUAUGGACCCAGAAACAAGAAAACCCAAAACAUUUCCUCUAUGGUGGAAAGAACAUUUUAACUUUCCCACAGAAGGACCGAAGCGUGAAUUUAAAAUUCCUCCAAAACCGGCAAAAGUAUUUAGUUCGGAACAUCGCGUGUAUUUCAGUGAUACAGACGAAAACAAGCAUAUGAAUUAUACAGUAUACGUCCGAUUUUGUUGUGACAGUUUCUAUGAAAAUGUUCUUGCUGGUAAAUAUGGUGCUAGUUUAGAUGUGUACGAGAUAGGGGUGAAGAAAUUACAGAUUACAUAUUUGAAAGAAUGUAAUUUAGGAGACAUUUUGACUGUAGAAUCAUGGGAAGAUGAGUUCACCAAAGAUACAUAUCAUUUUGAGAUAUGGAACGGUUCUGAUUUAUCAGCCACUGUCACAAUCAGUUACUAUAACUUCCGCAACGGACAGAGUAGCCGUUUAUAAGCAGUAAUAACUUUUCAUCAACUAAACUGCUUUUACAGUUGCCAUGAUAAAGCCCUCAUACUAGCAAAAGGCUAUUUGAAAUACUUCGAGUAUAUUUGAACUAUUUUAAUUAAAACUACUGGCUUCGAAACCGUAUACCCAACCAGAUACGUUAAAUGCUAAAGAAUUUCUGUUUAUUCAAAUCAUUUUGAAUUGGUCCGUCAUAGAAUUUUAGAGUUUAUUAAGUUCAAGAUACAUGUAUUGUGCAUGUUGUAUUUAUCAAAUAUUCAGCAUAAAUUUAUUACAAACAUCACCUACUUCUAUAAGGGGCUUAAUGUUUAUAUAUAUAACAUGUUCAGGUAUUUAGAAAUGCAAAUUAUAUUAAUUAUGAUAUUUGAAUUGUAUUCAUGCAUAAAUAUUGCACUAUUAAACUUCAUUUUACACACAUCGUCAUGUUUCAUUCUACAUGUACUUCUUUUAUAAUUUUCGGCUACAACUCAUGUCGUCUACCUACAACUCUCCACAUUAAAACGGACUUUACAUUCAAUGCCUGUGUAAUCGAAUUUCCGGUGCUGGGAGGAUGGAGGCUAUUUUUCUUUUUGUAUCACAGCUCGUUGUUUUUUCUUAACAAAAUUGGUGCGAGUAAAUCGUAUACACCAAGGGCAUUCCAUUCCAUAAUGGUUAGGUGAAGAGGAGGAGCCAUUUUUCAACACAGUAGAGUGCGGUAACUAA
Messenger RNA from Mercenaria mercenaria, 1703 nucleotides. RefSeq lists its product as uncharacterized. Bases 90 to 992 code for a protein of 300 amino acids. NCBI's taxonomy places the organism in Eukaryota, Metazoa, Mollusca, Bivalvia, Venerida, Veneridae. The record is from RefSeq and is a predicted model, not a curated record. The transcript is spliced from 3 exons.